AUGCUUUCCCAUAUCCUUGCCCUUGCGCUGUCCAUCGCUGCCUCCGAGGCCGCCUAUAAGGGCUUUAACUAUGGCUCGACCAACCCAGAUGGCAGCUACAAGGCUCAGUCUGAUUUCGAGUCCGAAUUCACCACUGCUAAGAACCUGAUCGGCACCUCCGGAUUCACCAGUGCCAGACUUUACACCAUGAUCCAAGGUGGAAGCUCCAACACCCCCAUCUCGGCGAUUCCUGCCGCCAUCGCUGAGGAUACCUCCCUUCUCCUCGGCUUGUGGGCGUCCGGUGGAAACAUGGCGAACGAGCUGGCUGCGCUCAAGUCGGCUAUCAGCCAGUACGGCGAUGACUUCGCCAAGCUAGUCGUCGGUAUCUCCGUCGGUAGCGAGGAUCUUUACCGUGACUCCGAGACUGGUAUUCAGGCCGACGCCGGCGUGGGUGUCGGCCCCGACGAGAUCGUCUCCUACAUCCAGCAGGUUCGCAGUGCCAUCUCUGGUACGAGCCUCAGCAGCGUGCCAAUCGGUCACGUUGACACCUGGAAUGCCUGGACUAACUCCUCCAACUCCGCUGUCAUCGAUGCCUGUGACUGGCUCGGCUUCGACGGAUACCCUUACUUCCAGAGCACCAUGGCUAACUCGAUCGAUGAUGCCAAGUCUCUGUUCGAUGCGUCUAUUGAGAAGACUAAGGCCGUUGCCAAUGGCAAGGAGAUCUGGGUGACUGAAACCGGUUGGCCCGUCAGCGGAUCGACUCAGAACCUUGGUGUCGCCUCCAUCGCCAACGCCAAACAGUUCUGGGAUCAGGUUGGGUGCCCUCUCUUUGACAACACCAACACCUGGUGGUACAUUCUGCAGGAUGCCUCCGGAUCUGUGACCCCCAGCCCCAGCUUUGGCAUCGUUGGUAACACCCUGUCCACCACCCCUCUGUUCGACCUGUCCUGCUCUGUCUCCUCUUCUUCCUCUGCCGUUGUUGGCAGCACCAGCACUGCUUCUGCUUCCAAGACCACUGGCUUCGUGACCUCCUCUGCCACUGGCUCGGCCGCCACUACAUCCGGCGCUGGCUCUAGCUCUAGCCAUGGAUCUGGCUCUGGCUCUGGCUCUGGCUCUGGCGCUGGCUCUGGCGCUGGCGCUGGCUCCAGCUUUGGCUUUGGCUCCUCUAGUGUCAUUCCCAGCUCCAGCGUUCCUUACACCAGACCCAGCUCUACUCUGAGCGUUGGUCGCCCUGGUGCCUCUAGCUCUGCUUCCGCUGGCUCUAGCUCUAGCUCCAGCUCCAGCUCUAACUCUAACUCCGGCUCUGGCUCCAGCUCCGGUUCCUCUACCACUACCAAGUCUGGCACUGGCAGCGCCACCUCUCCUGCUAGCAGCUCCUUCACUGGUGCUGCCGAUCGCGUCACUGGCUCCCUCUUCGCUGCUGGUCUGCUGGCUGUUGGUGCAGUGAUCGCUUUGUAA
This is a messenger RNA of Aspergillus ochraceoroseus IBT 24754, 1437 nucleotides long. It is a transcript of the gene bgt2, whose product is annotated as GPI-anchored beta-1,3-endoglucanase EglC. NCBI's taxonomy places the organism in Eukaryota, Fungi, Ascomycota, Eurotiomycetes, Eurotiales, Aspergillaceae. The transcript has 2 exons. The record is from RefSeq and is a predicted model, not a curated record. Bases 1 to 1437 code for a protein of 478 amino acids. Gene Ontology annotation, cellular component: extracellular region; fungal-type cell wall; cell surface. Gene Ontology annotation, biological process: carbohydrate metabolic process; cell wall organization. Gene Ontology annotation, molecular function: glucan endo-1,3-beta-D-glucosidase activity; 1,3-beta-glucanosyltransferase activity.